Messenger RNA from Chinchilla lanigera (long-tailed chinchilla), 1902 nucleotides. It is a transcript of the gene Rab2a, whose product is annotated as RAB2A, member RAS oncogene family. Gene Ontology annotation, molecular function: GTP binding; GTPase activity. The transcript is spliced from 8 exons. Gene Ontology annotation, cellular component: Golgi apparatus. NCBI's taxonomy places the organism in Eukaryota, Metazoa, Chordata, Mammalia, Rodentia, Chinchillidae. The coding region runs from base 33 to 671 and encodes 212 amino acids. The record is from RefSeq and is a predicted model, not a curated record.
GCCGUGUGCCCUGGCACCGAGCGGCCGUGGCCAUGGCGUACGCCUAUCUUUUCAAGUAUAUCAUCAUCGGCGACACAGGUGUUGGUAAAUCAUGUUUAUUGCUACAGUUCACUGACAAGAGGUUUCAGCCAGUACAUGACCUCACUAUUGGUGUAGAGUUCGGUGCUCGAAUGAUAACAAUUGAUGGAAAACAGAUAAAACUCCAGAUCUGGGACACUGCAGGGCAAGAGUCCUUUCGUUCCAUCACAAGGUCAUAUUACAGGGGUGCUGCAGGGGCUUUACUAGUAUAUGAUAUUACAAGGAGAGAUACAUUCAACCACUUGACAACCUGGUUAGAGGAUGCCCGCCAGCAUUCCAAUUCCAACAUGGUCAUUAUGCUUAUUGGAAAUAAAAGUGAUUUAGAAUCUAGAAGAGAAGUGAAAAAAGAAGAAGGUGAAGCUUUUGCACGAGAGCAUGGCCUUAUCUUCAUGGAAACUUCAGCUAAGACUGCUUCCAAUGUAGAAGAGGCAUUUAUUAAUACAGCAAAAGAAAUAUAUGAGAAAAUUCAAGAAGGCGUCUUUGACAUUAAUAACGAGGCAAAUGGCAUUAAAAUUGGGCCCCAGCACGCUGCUACUAAUGCGACACAUGCGGGCAGUCAGGGAGGACAGCAGGCCGGGGGAGGCUGCUGUUGAGUCUCUUUUAACUGUCUCACUGCCCAAGUGGGGCUACUCACUUACUGUUUCACCCUCUCUGCUCCUGCUCCGCUGAGACGUGAAGCUAUUUGAAAUGGCUUUGUGUCACAGAAGACUUUAAUCCUUCAAAUUCUUGUAUAACUUUGAAUAAAUGGUUAAUGUUCACUUAAAAAGACAGACUUUGGAGAGUGUAUUCAUAUCUAUUUGCAUUUGAUUUCUAGGUCAACUGAUGUGAUUAUUUUUGUUAAAUGUUGUCUAGUGCCCUUAACUACAAACUGAAUUGUAUUAAACACUACAAAGUCAUCUUGAGUAUUUUAAAUCAGUUUGUGUAGUUAGGUUUCCCAGUACCUGUGGUUACCUAAUGUUUAAUAUUAUAGAACUGUCCUCAAAAAGUUGUCAAUUUUCAAGGCUAUAAAGAAAAGCAGAAGGACUCUUUUAAUUCUGUAUUUAUCAUUUACUUUCUGUAUAUAUAGUUUAAUAACCUGCUUGGGUGUAAUUUGCCAAGCUUGAAUUCUUUAAUGCAUUUGCAUAAACUCUCUACUGUUUAGAGCUUAAAGCUACAGAAGCAUUGUUAGGAGUUGCUUGGACAUUGAAUUUUAAACUUUUUGACAUUGUUAAACAAGCAUGUUCAUCUUUUCUUGUCACUAGUCCAAGAAAAAUAUGCUUAAUGUAUACUACUAAAGCUAUUUAUGUGUUAACCUGUUUUAAUGCCAAAAGUUUGCUAUUUUGUCCACAGUUUCCUUAAGAACUCUUUAGAAAAGGAUUUGUUUGCCUUAAUGAGUACUGUUGUGUGAAAACAGUAUAAUGAGUGGAAAGGGCAGAAGCAAGAAAACCCUAUAUCUGAGCUACUCCAGGAAGAAUGAGUGUCCACAUGUAGACGGCACAUGAUGAGGACUUAAUCUUUCUUUAAACACAAUAAUGUUUUCUUUUCUUUUAUUCACAUGAUUUCUAAGUGUAUUUUUCAUGCAGGACAGUUUCUCAACCUUGAUGUACAGUGACUGUAAAAUUUUUCUUUCAGUGGCAAUGUAUAAUCUUUAAGAUAUGGUAAGCAUCUUGUCUGUUUUGAAGGGGAUAUGACAAUAAAUCUGCUGGAUGGAAAAUCCUGUUAAAAAGUAGAAGAGCUUUAGUAAUCUACACAGUGUGAUGGUUUUCACCCUUUUUUUCUUUUUCUCCCCUGGUCUAUAAUGGAAUUGUUAUAGCAGUGCAAAAUAAAAUCCUAUGUAUAAAAAUG